Molecule: messenger RNA, 4123 nt
Organism: Maylandia zebra (zebra mbuna)
Lineage: Eukaryota; Metazoa; Chordata; Actinopteri; Cichliformes; Cichlidae
Gene: ccdc85cb
Product: coiled-coil domain containing 85C, b
Cellular component (GO): apical junction complex
Source: RefSeq, a predicted model, not a curated record
CGUCUUGAUUGGUCGUCUCGAGCUGAAUCCUCUUGAAUGAUUUCAAACCCGAGUGUUUGGACAAGAGGGAGGAGAGAGGCGGGGGGUCCACUGAUAAUUCCGAGGCUGCUGGGUGGAAAGGAUUGAGUCGUCCGUCCACUAUCACACCGCCUCACUGAAGACGCUUUUAUCCGAGGAGACGGUGAAACACGUCCAAGAGGACUUUUCUUAUAGGUUGCGCGUUUUACUCGAACAUUCGCUGUUUUGCGCGAAAUUAGGUUGAAUUCACCUAAACAUAAAGGAAGAAGCUGGCGGAUUUCACGUUUUCCAUCAUGUGAAUGUUGUGAUGUCCAGCAGAGACUGUGCACACUGUUACGGGUCGCUGUGUUUUUGCCGACAGGACUCGGUGAUCGGAAAUCCCUGAUAAUCGAUUUUAUAUCGCUUGUUUGUUUCUGACCGACUGUGACCACCAACUGUUGUUCCUGUGAGUAUUUUUUAUUUAUUUUACCAGAUCAGUGGUGUCAUUUCUUUAAAAGCUCGGGUUGUGGAAGCAUCACAGUCAUAUUUGUGUUGUUUAUUCUUUCGGUUUUAUUAUCGGCCUGUUGAAGAUCAGGGCAUUAUCGAUACUUUUCAGAUUUUUUUCCCCCCCUUUUUGGACAAUGUAUUCAUUUUUUAACACGAUUCCGCAAUUGAGGUUAGGUUAGUGAGUUUCUGAGAGUUAAUUUUAAGCAGCUGCAUAAACGAACUGAGACUCGCAGCCGCCACAGUCAUGGCUAAAAAUCCGUCCGAGGGGCCGAAGGAUGACCUGAGCCAGCUGACGGACGACGAGCUGCUGCGGUGCAGCAAAGAGGAGCUGGUUAGGAAAUUAAGGAGGGUUGACGGCGAGAAAAUGAACUUGAUGAUCGAGCAUGGCAACAUGAUGAAGGACAUUAACCGGCGGCUGCAGGUGCACCUUCAUGAAAUCCGGAACCUGAAGGAAGUCAACCAGAAGCUCCAAGAUGACAACCACGAGCUCCGGGAACUCUGCUGCUUCCUGGACGACGACCGACAGAAGGGCAAGAAGCUGUCCCGGGAGUGGCAGCGUUUCGGCCGCUACACAGCCAGCGCCAUGUGGAAGGAGGUGGGCACCUACAUGAUGAAGCUCAAGGAGCUGGAAGCCAACCAGGAGACUGUGCUGAGGGAGAACUCUGAACUGAAGGAGAUCAUCCUCAUGCUGGAUGAAGAGAGGAAUGGGGCAGGGUCCCGGAGCUCCAUAGAUAGUCAGUCCAGCUUGACCAACCUGAACGGGGGCACCAGCACGGUCAGGGAUGUUGGAGAUGGGAGUAGCACGUCCAGCACAGGAAGUGCCGGUAGCCCCGAUCACCACAAUCACAACCACAUGCACAAGCCCUCAGAGAACGGUAAGAUGGGGACCACGAUAAGAAGAUCCAUGGAUGACCUAUCAGCACCACAUCAUCACAGAAGCAUCCCCAAUGGACUGAAUGAUUCUUCCACCAACUACAUCAGGCAGCUGGAGACGAAAGUGCGGAUACUGGAAGACGAUAACAAUAAGCUCCUCUCACAGGCUUAUAGCCGCUAUAGCUUAUCGCAAAUACAGACGAGAAAGCAGUGUAACCCAGGUGACCUUCGUGCCCUGAGGAAGGGAAUGACUCUGUACCACUCAGAGUCCCAGCUGUCCUCACUGCCCCAGCGCCAGGAAGCCAUGCACAUGGGGACUGGACGCCUACCAACUAGCGAGUCCUCUCCAGCUACAGGCUAUUUGUCCUGCGUCCAAAAGCCUGAGGCUGUGGUCCAUGCCAUGAAGGUGCUGGAGGUCCACGAGAACUUGGAUAAGCAGGUUCCUGAGGACUAUGAGGAUGAUCUCAGCGAGAAAGAGAAGGCCAUUGUGCGAGAGAUGUGCAAUGUGGUGUGGAGAAAACUGGGUGAUGCAGCAGGAUCAAAGCUGUCCGUCAGACAGCACCUCUCUGGUAACCAGUUCAAAGGCCCGCUGUAGCAUAUCAGCCCUAGAGAGAGACGGAGAGAUAUCAGGAUCCACACUCACCUGAAACGCCACCUUCCCACCUGCACCUACACGGACCCGUCACGCCACCGUGCUCCCCCCUGCCGACAGCACCCGGCAUUCCUCCGGCGAACGCUCUCUUUUUAGACUGGCUACAGAAUGGACCUGUUAGUCUCGUUGUUGCCUGUAUACGUUUUUGGAUCUCUGCGCUGACAUGUUGACAGCCGGCAGCUAGUGUCACCAACCCGCCACUUUUCUGCAUCGGUUUGGAGGCUUUCUCUUUUCUCUCUCUGUAAACAAACACCCGCUUUCGCUCCUUUAGAGCUUAGCUGAGCUGUAAUAAGCUAGGGAUGAGACGUGGUUUCGAGCACAGGUGACGGGGGUGGGGGGGCAGAAGUUGGCAACAGUGAGGCGAUUAAUACUAGUUUCUAUGGAGAGAGACACCCCCAUCCCCUCCCGAGCUCCUGUCACAUGUAUGACCCCGCCUCCCCACUUCCUCCAGCGGUCAAUGAGUAUAACUAGCAUUAGCAUUGUAUAAUGUUAGCCAAGUGAAACCCACUGUGACCUAGCGCCUUUUUGCUCGUAAGACAAGUCUAUGGAUAAUAAAGUCUAGAGAUCGCUGUUAACUCGUGUAUAUUAUGUAUAAAACCAUAGCAUUACGUCAUUGUUUCUGUUGAUUUGACUUUAUUUUGUAUUCUAGCGUGGCCAUGUGAUCAACAAUUGAGUUUUAAAAAGCACACACAUACACACCUACAUAUACAAACACACACAGACCUCAAACAGGGUUUGCUUUUGGUAAUACUCUUUUUUUUUUGUUAUUGUCAUUGUUAUCAUUAUCAUUCUUUUCCAGAUGAAUUGCUCUUACUCCUUCUCUCUGUAAUGUUCGUUCAAAUGUAUCCGGGCCAUUCUGAAUCUGCCGUCUCGCUCUGUUUAUUAAGGAACAGAUAAAUUUUCUUACUUUUGUGAAACGGGCUAAAAAUUGUAUGCUGUGUGCAUGCUUGACAAUCAUUCUCUCAGGUUGGGAGGGCUACAGCUUUACCUUUGCCCAUCUGUGACCGUGCGCGCAUGUGUGUGAGUGUGUUUAAGAGUGUGAGUCUGUGUGGGAGGAGACUGAAUGGUUGGAGCUGUAGCAUCUGCCUGUGAAUCCUCUUUUUUUGGGCCAUUGAACCCUGGUUACAGCCCGAUUGAAGGCUGCUGAAGACAUUUUCUGAAUCCAUCCAAAAUAAAAUGUAAUUCAAUAACUAAAAUAUCCUGAACCUCCCCACUCAGUUUGAUCUGCUCUGAAACUUUUUUUAUACAGUGGUUUGAAAAGUGCAUGUUUGUCACAGUUGCAGGUUUCAGAUCAUCAAACUAAUUUAAAUAUUAGAUAAAGAAAACACAAGUAAACACAAAAUGCAGUUUCUAAAUUAAGGUGUUUAUUAUUAAUGGGGAAAAAAUCCAAACCUGCAUGGGCCUGUGUGCAAAAAGUGAUAACUGGUAACCUAAUAACUGGUUGGGCCAGCAAAAACCGCAAUAAAGCAGCAACAACUGCAAUCAAGCAUUCACAAUAACUGGCAAUGAGUCUUUGACAGCGCUGUGGAGGAAUGUUGGCCCUCUCAUCUUUGCCGAAUUGUUGUAAUUCAGUCACAUUGGAGGGUUUUCGAGCAUGAGCCGCCUUUUUAGGGUCCUGCCACAGCAUCUCAAUCGGAUUCUGGUCAGGACUCAUUUUACUUUGCUUAAGCCAUUCAGAGGUGGUAUUGCUGGCGUGUUUUGGGUCACUGUCCUACUGCAGAACCCAAGUGCGCUUCAGCUUGAGGUCACAAACAGAUGGCCGGACAGUUGUAGGAUGGUUUGGUAGACGACAGAAUUCAUGGCUCCAUUUACAACAGCCAGUCUUCCUCCUGAGGCGGAUUAGCAGCUCCAGCCCAUCACACUACCGCUGUGACCCUUUCCAGACUGAAAGCUGUCAGUGUCUUUGUUUCUCAGGUGUUUCUUCGAGUCGUAGCAUGAUGUCUUGCUUUUUGAGAUCUUUUAGCCUGCUCCACUUUGUCAGACAGGUUCUAUUUAAGUGAUUUCUCGAUUCAACAGGUCUGCCAAUAAUCAGGCCAGAGUGUGUUUAGUGAAACUGAACUGUGUGGGGGGUUUUUUUGGGUUUUUUGGGUUUUU